Messenger RNA from Periconia digitata, 1771 nucleotides. The record is from the annotation of a GenBank genome assembly. NCBI's taxonomy places the organism in Eukaryota, Fungi, Ascomycota, Dothideomycetes, Pleosporales, Periconiaceae.
UCCCAUCCUCCCCGUCACUAUCACCUUCAAUAUGCCCGAGUUGCCUGUUUCCCAUCCCACGCGCCCCAAACCGCGCUCCAAUUCAAUGUCGCAGGCAUCCGAGACAUCGCAAACCGCAGCCGAUUUCAUCAAAGAACAGCUGAGUCUCGAAGCUGAAGCCCGCGAGGCCCUACCAUAUCAAUUCGACACUUGCACACGCGACUUGGGGCCACUUCGCCAGGGCCUAUACUCGUGUCUCGAUUGCAAUCCUCCACCAUCCGAUCCAGCAGACCCCUACGUUCCUGCCGCUGUUUGCUAUGCCUGUUCCAUUUCAUGUCACGGCGAGCAUGCUUUGGUAGAGCUGUUCAACAAGCGCAACUUUGUUUGCGACUGUGGGACCACUCGCCUUCCCGAUACUACACCUUGUACUCUACGCAUCAAUGCGGCCACCGGCCAGAAAGGGGAUGUUACUGCGGAAGAACCAGCCAAAAACAACAAAUAUAAUCAAAAUUUUCGGAAUAGGUUCUGUGGAUGCGCCGAGAGAUAUGACCCCCACGAGGAGAAAGGUGUAAUGUUUCAAUGUCUCGGCCUAGGCACGAUAGAAAACGGGGGUUGUGGAGAGGAUUGGUGGCAUCCUGAAUGCGUUGUAGGGCUCAGCAGGGAAGAAUAUUUAAAGAGCGUUGAGGAGCUCAAAGCGGACAAAGGAAAACAGGAAGAGCCAUCCAAGCCUAUCAGCAUAAUGCGGGAAGUCAGCUUCACCAGGACCGAAGAAGAGGACAAUGGAACACCGGAAGGAAGACGGCCCUCCAUGAUCACGGCCAUAGCUGCGCAAGCGAUCGAAGACAGUGGUGUCGACGGAAACGACUUGGCUGCAGCAGAAAGCGCGGAAGAUGAAGAUCUGCCGCUUCCACCUGGCUUUCCUGCUGAAGAUGAUUUCGAGUACUUCCUGUGCUAUAAAUGUGUUACGGCAAACCCAUGGAUCAAGAAGUACGCCGGAAACCCUGGUUUUCUUGCACCGGUGUACCUAGAUGCUGCUCUCAAUACGACAAACAGCAAAGAAAUAGAGUCUACAUCCGGUGAAACACAGAACGCUGAUGGCAAGAAACGUAAAGCAGAAGACGAGGAAGAUUCUGCUUCGGCUGGUCGCAUGGCUCCCCCUAAACGGCAAAAGUCCGAAGAUGCAGCUGCGACGCUUUCUUCUGUGAUUGAGGAGUCAAGCACCACCAAUCCACUCGGUACUUCUAAGGAGCCCGCUUCGACUUUGUCUACAGAGGAAUCGGCUUGCAAACUACCUUCUCUUAAACCUCUUUCGACCACAGCGGAAAAGCCACCCUUUUCUCUGUUUUUGACCGCCGACUUCCAUGCCCAUCUUUGCCAUUGUCCCACCUGUUUCCCGCUUUUGAAACCACACCCGCAACUUCUCGAGGAAGAAGACGUAUACGAGCCUCCCAUGUCGGAUGAUGGCGAAAAUGCUGAAGGAUCUGUUGGAACUGGUUCUCUUCUCGAUCGCGGUGAAGCUGCUUUCAACAACAUGGAUCGCGUUCGUGCUAUUCAGGGCGCCAUGGCGUACAACUCGUUGAAAGAAGGGUUGAAGGGCUUCCUCAAACCAUUCGCAGAGAGCGGAACGAUGGUUGCUGCGGAUGACAUCAAGGCUUAUUUCGAGAAGUUGAGGGGCGAUGAAGCAGGCAUCCAGGCUGCAGCUGGUGACGCGGCUAAGAGCAAGGAGAACGGUGAUAAUGAGGGAGACGAUGGUCCGAAUGAGGAUUCAAGAAGAGAACAGCCCGGCUAUUGA